Messenger RNA from Meloidogyne enterolobii, 1789 nucleotides. The record is from the annotation of a GenBank genome assembly. Lineage: Eukaryota; Metazoa; Nematoda; Chromadorea; Rhabditida; Meloidogynidae.
AUGUAUAACGAUAAAUGUCAAUCAACAAUUUUAAAACAAAAUAAAUUAAAAACAAAUAUUAAUAUAUCCUUUCCCUCAUCUAACGCCGCUUUAUUUAAUGCUCAUUUCGGUUUACCUUGUCCAGAAAUGGAAACAAUUAAUGGAACUUUAUUAUUUAGAUACAUGAUGAAUGUUAGUUUUGAAGAUGAAUUUCAACAAGAAAUAUCGUUUGAUGAGAGUGGAGACCCUCCUGCUUGGUAUGAUAUUCUAAAUUAUGUUGGUUAUGAUGGUUUUCGAAAGGCUGGGGAUUGGAAAAAAGGAGUUGCUGGAACUUUCAAAGAAGAAAUGGGUGCUGGCAUUAAAAGUUCUGUUGCACAUAAAUUAAAAAUGAAAAAUCGAGAAUUAAUGUUUUAUGACAAAACAUCAAAAAUGCCUGAACAAACAACAGCUUGUUGCUGGAUUUGUGAAUCUUGUGCUGAAGGCGAAAUUGUUAGAAAUAAUCUUUGUCAAAAAUGUCCCUUCGGGGAAUGGCCUGAUUCCGAAAACAGAACAAUUUGUCUUCGUUUACAACACGAAUAUCUGGAAAUAACGGCUUCAAUUGCCCCAAUGAUUGCUAUUGCUUUUGCUACUUUAGGAAUUAUUUGUGCAUCCUUAGUUAUUUUAUUGUUUCUCUUACAUAAUUCCACACCUGUUGUUAAAGCAACAACAAGAGAACUUUCUUAUAUAAUUCUUGGAGGAAUUGUUGCUGGGUAUUUAUGUAGUUUUGCAUUAUUAGCUAGGCCAUCAUUUAUUGCCUGUUUCUUUUCUCGAACACUUCCACCUAUAGCUUUUGCUAGUAUUUAUUCAGCACUUUUUACAAAAACGAAUAGAAUUGCAAGAAUUUUGGCUGGAAGUAAAAAAAGAAUUUUAACUAAAAAGCCAAGAUUUUUGAGUACUUUUAGUCAAGUAUUAAUUACUUGGACAUUAGUUGGUAUUCAAUGCAUUAUUGUUGCUAUUGGACUUGUAAAGGAAUUCCCAAAAGCGAAGAAGAAUGGUUCUUACUUGUGCAAUUUCCACAAUGGCAUUUAUGGCACCUUUUGCUUGGAAUUUUAUUCUUGUAUUCUAAAAAUAUUAAAAAAAAUAUUUUUUAUUUUUUAUGUUUUAUUCUGCACUUUAUAUGCAUUCAAAACGAGAAACUUACCCGAAAAUUUUAAUGAAGCAAAAUUUAUAGGAUUUACUAUGUAUUGUACUUUAGUAACUUGGUGUGCAUUUGUUGUGCUCUACGUUAACUCCCUUAAUAAAGCCCUCACUGCCAGCUUUACAUUUUCUCUAUCAGCUUCAAUAGCUUUAUCUUUACUUUUUUUCCCCAAAUGUUUUAUAAUUUUAUUAAGACCAGAAAAAAAUGUUAGAUCAUCAUAUACAACAACAAAACUUAUUCGGUGCCAUUUUGGUAAUGCUCCAAGUACUUUUACUGACAGCAAACAUGGAAUUUCUUUUCUUUCAAAAACAAGAAAUAGUUCACAGUCAUUAUCAAUUGGGGCAGGUUCUUGUCCAACAAGAACAGCUUCUUUACAUGUUGUUAAUCAAAAUAAUAUUAUUAGUGGUGGAGGAGGGGGAGGAAUUUCAAAUUUAUCUGGAAGUUAUUCUAUUGGAAAUCAGGCAACAAAAUUUUUUAGUUUUAUAAAAAUUAGGAGAGGAAUACAUAUAUUUAAUUGAAUCAAAGUAGGGCUAAUAGUUCUUAAUAAUUCUGCAGAUAUCCAGAACAUAAUAGAAGAACCGAAUCGGAAGAUUCUUAGUUUUUUUAUCGGUUCCGAACCGACAAUGCUAUUAG